AGUAGAUCACCGCACUUCACACACUUUGUGAAACUGACGAAUCUGCGACCGAGUCUGCAAGCGACCAGCAACAUCUGGAAUAAAGACAGCAUAUCACCAGUUGCCCCGAUCCCGAGUUAAACUGGAACACCUGUUCGGCUGUGCGGCGCCGCUUCCUCGUGAAAAUGUCUCAAAAUAAAGACGACCUCGCGUCCAGCAACAAGAAGACCAUCUCCCUCCCCAUCUCCAGGGUGAGGCUGAUCAUGAAGAGCUCCCCGGAUGUUUCCAGCAUCAACCAGGACGCUCUCGUCCUCACCACCAAGGCCACAGAGCUGUUUGUGCAGCAUCUGGCUGUCUCAUCGUUCAACAACCGAUCCGGGAAGGAAACCAACUCGUUGUCCUACAGCGACCUGGCUAACACCGCGGAGGAGACCGAGACUUUACACUUCCUCACAGAUAUCCUGCCUAAGAAGAUCUUGGCUCGAGAUUACCUCACAUCUUUGGAGCAAUUUCAAGAAGAGGAUGCUGACUUUUAAACCAAGUACACUGGAUGCAGUUCACGUCCAGAUGGAUCAGAUGUACAAGUGCUGCCUCUCACUGAAGUGACGGGCAGGAGAGACACCCUGAACUUUCUCACUGCUUUUUAAAUGCAUUGACAGAGUUCAGUUGUCGGGCUUUGUGAAAAGUUAGUAGACGUGGAUCUGAAAGUAAAGCCACACAGGGCUGAACACAAAAAACACAGAGUCAUAGAGGAAACUAGAAGCUGUACUGUAUAUCUAUGAGUAAAAAAUGGAUGGCAGCAAGGUGAAUUUGUAUAACUGCCCCGAACAAGGCAGCCUUAGAUGAGUCUUAAUGCAACCACCCCUUAACUUUUCUGCAGAGCUGAUUACCUCUAUAGAGAGAACUGUUAAAAGUACUGCUAAUGCAGAAGUACUGGUAAUGCUCAUUAGUGAUGAACGGUAGAUCUGGAGCAAGAAGUGAUUUUGCAUGUGGCCUGUAAUCCGAGACAUAUUUUUAUGAGGAAGGGUGAAUAGUUCCCCCCCCCUUCACGGAACAUACCAAGAGUUAAUUCCACAUAAUUGUCUCAGCAGAGUUUUCAUUGCCUCUAAAAUAAUACAAUAUAAACACGUUAUUUUCGAGAGGCUGUCGAACACUGGCUUCCAAGUGAAAUGUACUGAUGUGAACAUUAUGCAUGAUACUAUCAUUUUAAAUAUAUAUAUUUUCCUAACGCUAACCCUUGAGUUGUGAUUCCAAUGAUCGUAAAUCCCUCUAUUUUGUAGCGUCACUACAGAACCGCUGAACAUGCUGCGUCUUUCCAAAUGAAAAUUCACCCUCAGCCUCACAGGUGGUGUGUGACAGGCAUUUCCUCCUUUACAAAAGUGUUGUUUAGAUUUGAUAAUAAAAUAAAGCAAGUUGAAUAAGUCUUA
Hippoglossus stenolepis (Pacific halibut) is the source of this 1406-nucleotide messenger RNA. RefSeq names its product chromatin accessibility complex subunit 1 (gene chrac1). Gene Ontology annotation, molecular function: protein heterodimerization activity. The record is from RefSeq and is a predicted model, not a curated record. Gene Ontology annotation, cellular component: CHRAC; nucleus. Bases 165 to 515 code for a protein of 116 amino acids. NCBI's taxonomy places the organism in Eukaryota, Metazoa, Chordata, Actinopteri, Pleuronectiformes, Pleuronectidae. The transcript is spliced from 3 exons.